UGGAAAGUACGUUAUGUCGAAAAGACGUCUUCAACUUAUAGUAUGAGAGCUGGUUCUGCGUGUGUAAAGGUUCUUAAUAUCAGACUUCUAGACACUUUUAGGUGUAGUCUUCAAUGAUGUUGGAGGUGUACAAAUCUGUGGAGGGGUUUGCUUCAAUGUCCAAUGCAGGAUGCUCUGAGAAAACCCAACAAGAAAUGAAACAUCCGAAGAACACCCAACAGACGUACGAGUUCAACUUGGGAAAAGCUUUGGAACUGAAAUGUGUCACGGGAACCAAGGCAGCAGCUUGUAACUCCUGUGAAUCAUGUGCACUUAUCAAUGCAAUCACUUCAGUCAGGAGUUGGUUUCCAAGAUUGGGUGACCAUUCUAAGAGACGUUUUGUGCUAGGCCUUGUGCGACGAUUUCAUAGUGUGGAUUUGCUUCAGUAUGUUACUAACAUACUGCAGCCUUUACUGUGCAAGGACUUCACAUAUGCCAGAGCUAGAACAAAUCCAAGCUUGGACAGUGACAGACCAACUUUAAGCUCAGAUAGAGCACUAGCCAAAAGAGAUGUGGACAUGUAUAUCAGUAAUGCAUGGGACUGGUUUGGAAAGUCAAACUACUGGAGCAAGUCUAACUUUACCUUGGCAGUUCUACAACUGUGUGAAUCCCAUCUCCUCUACAAUGUUGGAAUCCAGUCCAAAACUUUGCUGGCUUCAGAGGAGAAGGCUGCAAUAUCUGCUCAGAGUUACAUGGAACCUGAAACCAUCACUGAAACUGAAUGCAGCUAUAACACUAUUAAAAAACCUGACCUCAGUCUUCUGGCGGCAGUCAACCCUCACUACUCAAACAGCAUUACACACCCCCUGACUGGAGAAGAUAUUGAUGUGGAAGAGAUGAUAGAAAAUAAUGACAGCGGCGAUGAGUCUCUAUCAGAGUCCCAGCCAUCCACUGUGGACCCCACCAUUCUUGUUAUACCUGCUUCAGCGAAGGCACAUGCAGGGGUCUCAAGGUAUAAAGACUUCAUCAGGUAUUUGCCAGUCCACCUUGCCAAGUUUAUCUUAAGUCACCUUGACAAGGCAACCCUGUACAAUGCUCUUUGUGUAAGUAAGAACUGGAGGAAGCUGGCAGAAGAAGUCCACAAGGAGUUCUUUGUCAAUCAGCAGCUUUGCGAGGAAGUCAUGUUGAUGCAGGGUGGGGCAUCCCAAGGAGCAGACCCAACCUAUGCUAAAGAUGUGGAUAUUCUGGUGCCUAAUAUCAACCCCCAAACAUGGGAGACCAUAACGACCACUGACCAAGUCAUUAAACCAACAUUUAAGAGCGAAAUCAGUCAUGAAAUAGCAUUUAGUGGAGUCUCAACACGUAAAGUGAUAAUGGAAGAGAGGAAUGUGUACUGUGGAGCCUACAACGUUAUGGUGUUGAGAGACAUAGAGGAUGUGCACAGACAAGUUCACACAGACGGAGGGAAAUUCAUCUGUCUGGGAUCUAAGGAUCGUAAAGUGCGGUUCCUGGACUCUCGGACUGGGCGGGACACAGGUCCAGUCAUCACAGGUCAUGCUGGUUCGGUUAGAUGUGUGUUCAUCUGUGAAGAGAAAAACAUUGUGCUCAGUGGCAGCUAUGACACCAGUAUUAGAGUGUGGAAUAUUGAGACUGGUCAGUGUCUGAAGAUCCUCCGAGGUCACCGCGAUACAGUGCUGACAGUUACACUCACUGGGGAUACUGUGGCUUCAGGGGCCAAAGAUGGAUCAUGUAAAAUUUGGAACAUUAAAACAGGGAAAUGUUUACGAUCCUUUCGCCACAGACAACCUGUAGGGUGUGUUGCCAUGGGAACUGAAUUGUGUAUAACUGGUUGCGAUGGAGGAAAGGUUAAAGUGUGGGAUCUGAAGUCAGGAAAGCUAAUAAAGCGCUUAAAUGGACACCAUGGGCCAAUAACAGGGAUAAAGUUUGAUCGUUGGCAUAUAGUGACUGCUAGCAAAGACUGCUAUGCAUUAGCCUGGAGCUCUCAGGGAGACUUUGCUCGCUGUUUGGCCGCUAUGCGCCAUCAGAAGGAGGUGUUGUGCCUGGAGUUCAUGUAUCUAAGGGUGAUCACUGGAUCAGCUGAUGGGAGACUGCGCAUCUGGAACAUGGUGACUGGACAGUGUUGUAGAAUCAUGAGAGGAAAUAGUCGCAGUGAUCCCAUCCUCUCUAUUACAGCUGUGGGAGACAGAAUCACCUUGAACACACAAGUUAAUCUUCUGGUCUUGAACUUUGAGAAAGUCAAAUGGGACUACAGCAUGGAGAGUGACAAGGUUCCUCCGUUAGUGCAGUAUGGCAGGUAUUCUGAUGCCCCAGCCCGCUCUCAACCAUAUCCCUACAUCCGGGCACAGCGCAUGCAAGCCGCAGGUGCAACAAACACAAAGAUCGUUAGGCACGGAAAGUUAGGGGACGAGGACAGGGAAUGUGGAAGGUCAGAUCAGCAGGUGUUCAAGGCCGAGCAGAUAGCACACAGCGCCAAGAUGCUGAGUGCUAAGAGUCUCCAGGAGGCACGACUCAUUCAGAGCGGGGUCUUCUCUGAGCCGUUCCCAGACUACUAUACGCAGAUGUCCUACUCUGAUAUUCAGGCCACAUCCUGGGCAGAAACAUCUGUGCCUGAACAUCCUUCUUCAAGAUUGACAAAUCAGAGGUCUUCCCUUUCUCCGCUGAAGAUGGCCCGUGCGAUGACAACGAGCGCUGUCACCAGGAAGUCUCAAGUCAACACCUCCAAAUCAGCUCCUCACGUGUCCGUGGUUGAUCCAAGGGCCCACAGUAUGCCAAGGGAGGGGUCUUAUCUUAGACGGCGUGUCUCCUGGGCAUUUGAAUCUCCAUCUAUUCCCAAAUCUGUAGAGAUCUCAUUGUCUGAGACGAAGGCCUUGCUGAGAUCCCAGAUGAGGAUGAAAGAAGAACAUAAGCUCCCGCCCGAUUUCAUCUACCUAGCCAUCAACUCUAUACAAUCAUCCAUGAAACCCAAUGAAACCAACAUCAAUACUGCCAAAAACAUGCAGGAGUCUUUCUCCAAAAACCCAGUGAAGGAAAGGAAAGGCUUUCGACCUAGCUCCUCCCCGAGCAAAAUCGACCCAAGGACCCGUGUACCCAUUGAAGAACUGGGACUGGACAAUCUACGAACUCACUUCGACUCUGAGUCAGUGGGAUGUGUGUCGGACAUGGAAGAGGUCAAAUCCAUUCGUCCCACCAAGGAUGGACCUCCUAAACCAGUACUCCCACCAGAUGUAGAAGUGUAUACCACAGAAUUUGGCAUCAGCACUGUUCAUUCAGCAACACAUUUCAGUACAUAUGGGGAAAAGGUACCAUGUUCCUUGCCCACUGGGCGCAUGAUCCGACCACAGACGUCUUACUUACAAAGCCAGGUGCCGCCAGUGUCAGCAGAAUUGACCACCCGUCCGGUGACGGCUAUCGGACUACAGAGAUCUGGUACUCAGCCAACAGUUGCCACUGCAUUACCUGGGGUGGGACCUCCACAGAAACACUCACAGCUGAUGUCCUCAAGUGGCAAUGCAAACCACACGCCUAUGCUGAUGUAUCCCAAAGAAAUGCAAGAGAAAAUUUCACAGCUCAAAGAAAGACGCCAGCGGAAACAGCGUUCUCAGUCUCUGCCAGGACAUGGGAACGUGAGUCAGUUCAAUGGCCCUCUGAGAAAUCAUGUGAAAUUUGAGCUCAAAACUCAUGAACAGGAAGAACAAAUGAAAAAUUCUAUUAACCAAGCUAUUCAAGAGAAGAAUGCUCAAGAAAUGGAAGAGUUAGAAAAGAAACGGAAAGCUGUUUGGCUGAAGAAGACAAAGGGUCAUUACAACAGUUUCAAAGGACAGAAACAACUUGUAGUAUGAACAUCUCAGUACCAUGCAAAGCUCAUGCUGUAGUCUAACUCGUAUUUGAGUUCAGUAUUAAUUACAAAUGCAGCAAAUCUGAAGAACUCUCACAUAAAUGAUGAUUUUCUCUGGGGGAAGGUGACAAUGUAGCUGUACAUGUACUUAAAUCUUUGAACAUCACCUUUGCCCAAAUGCCCUUGGUGCCAGCCAAGCAGAAACACCUGGAAUUUAACACCUUCAAAGCCAGCCUAAUGUAUGUUGUCUCCCUAGAAUUUACACCCGCGUUGCCAUUCUGAAAAAUGACUUCUGCCAUGAAAAUCUAGCACAGGGACCCACGUUUCCAGCCUGGUAUUAACAUUUAUGUUGCAGGUCUGGAAAAUAACAUCUUCCAUCGUAGAAAAUAACACCUGUCAUACCACCCUGACACAAACACCUACCUUUCCAGUCUGGCAUUAAUCCACCCACAGUAGUAGUCUAGCAUAACCAGUCACGUAAAUCUUUUCAUGGGCAUCAUUGUACCAAUUGCCAGACCAGGUAAGCAACAUCUGUGUCUCUCAGAAUGUUCCUGCUUUAUAAUCUUGUAGGUAAUAUCAAAGGGUACGUUAUAAAACGUAUCUAAUAGUUAAUCAUUCAUACUUACCGUAGUGACAUAGUGCAUAUGGUACUAUCACAUGGUUAAUGUGGUAGUUAAACUUGUAUGGUUAUGUGACAUAAUUUCUUUGCAAAGCAGAUAUCAUUGUUUUAAGUUUGAAUUAGACUUGCUUGCAAAAAAAUGUGAGAACAAGGGAUGAAAAGAAGAAAACAUUUCUUUGUUUAUAGUUAAAACAUUAAAGUCUUUUUUGUCAAAACUUCCCAGUUCAUAUUUUCAGGGAAAACAUUAAAUUUGUAUUUUCAGUCAAAACUUUGCAUUUGUGUUCCCUGGAAGUGGGUAAAACUCAAUUGAGUACAUGAACUGAACUCUUGUGAUGCCAUCAUGUGCUUAAGUGUUGGUACCAUCAUCUGGUGUAAAGUGAGUGGGCUAUGUUACCAAUUAUGGUCAUUGCUUAAUCUUCCCAAGGUAGGCAAGACUUCCAAACACAUCAGCUGGCUAUAAACUCUUACAGUUGGUAAACAUACUGUGUUAGCUGGUAAAUAUAAAUGCUUGUCCAGAGAAUACAGAGCAUAGAGAUUAGGAAUUGGGUAAAGAAGCUUUUGUUCAUUAAUAUCAAAACUCAUGAUUUUGUCUUCAAAUCUGUUCAAAUCCAUUCUGUUGAUGUGUCUCAGAAGAAAUGUAAUUCUUAAUACUUUCUGCAUAUCAGUGUAACUUUUUACUACACUUACUGUGAUUAUUUUUCUUACCGAUUUGUCAUUGAUACAUAUAGUUUAAAAAAUAUAUAAUUUCUUACAAAUCACAAAAAACUUUUACAAAACAUAAAUCAAAUUUCUCUUAAAAUUUUUUGGUAAAUGAUAUCUGGGUUAUAGACUUGACUUACACCUAAAGGUUACAGGAAAAAUGGAUUUGUGGAGUUUUGUGAAUGUGUGCUUUGCUUUUUAACACUGAAUAUGUUAUUUGUUGCUGUAGAUUAUUUUUGACAUGUCUUUUUUUAUGUAGAUAAGUUAAAGUCAUCUGUUUCUACCAAAAAAUUCCAAAGAUUAUUGUACAUAUGAAUUAUUCAUUCCAGUAUGCAUGUAGCUCAAGUGUUAGGUGUUGUUUUCUCUAAACAUUGCCUUGUUAAGAAAAAUCUCGGUCUUCAUCAUUUUACAUUAAAAGCUUUAUAAUUAUUAUCAAUGUACACUGCUGAAAUUAAUGACUUGCCUUUUUUUAGUUAAAGUGCUUAUUUUUAUUUAUGGUUUAUGUAUGUUGUAUAGAUUUACAUUUGUUAUGUACAAAUUUGUGAAUGAGAAGUUACUUUCAGGGUAUUAUGAAACUUAUGUAAUAUUUGACCGUUACACAUUACUAUUUUGUAAGAAAAAGAGAAAAAAUGAGUAGAGAUAUUUUGAACCAUUGAUUUUUUUUAAUCAAAACUAUUUAUGGUGUUUAUACAACCUUGUAAUUUGUACAAUGACUUGUUUUCCUGUAUUUUUGAUUGUGAUGAAUCGUAUCAAUAUUUAUGUAACCAGGUGAUCGUGAGUUUGUACGUAGGUCUAUUCUGCCCAUCUUGCUCAAUUAUGUGUUACUUUAGCUCUGCUUACGUAAGCUUACGUAUUCUCACUCAGUUCCAUUCCUGAAGAUACUUUUUUGAUCUUUGAAAUAAAUAAAAAAUGUAAGAUAUUACUUCUGUUGUUAUGUACAUGGACUGCCUUUUUUGAUAACUGAACUAGUAUUUGAUUGUUAGAGCUAUAACUUAUUGCCUGAGGGUUAAAUCCUGUCUCGUGUUGAACGAAAGCACGGAUAAUAUUAUUGUUAAUGGCAUGACUUUAUUAUUAUUAUUUUUUUUCAUUUAUGAAGUGUGUUUUGCUGUGACGUUGGCUUCUAGACUGAGACUGAUCAUCAUUUCAGAAAUACGGACUUAUUUACCAAUAGUUUGUAAUCUUGGCUUAAUACAUUUGUACUAACGCCAUAGCGUUUCUCGCGCGUGAGAAUCUGUAUGAGUGUUUCCCAUUUGUCCGAUAUUGAUGCAGUCCAAUAUAGUUUAACUGAAGGCAACAGAGUAUGCCGUGAAAUAUGACAUAACUGUCAGAUCACACAUGCCUUGAAUUUUAGUACAGCGGUAUGGAGUUACUCGUUCGUUUAAUGAGAAUACAUGUACAUCUAU
This is a messenger RNA of Liolophura sinensis, 6556 nucleotides long. Its product is annotated as F-box and WD repeat domain containing protein 10B-like. Lineage: Eukaryota; Metazoa; Mollusca; Polyplacophora; Chitonida; Chitonidae. The transcript has 11 exons. Gene Ontology annotation, molecular function: protein binding. The record is from RefSeq and is a predicted model, not a curated record. The coding region runs from base 114 to 3839 and encodes 1241 amino acids.